Messenger RNA from Trichobilharzia szidati, 1291 nucleotides. NCBI's taxonomy places the organism in Eukaryota, Metazoa, Platyhelminthes, Trematoda, Strigeidida, Schistosomatidae. The record is from the annotation of a GenBank genome assembly.
CUUAGAGUAGGUGGUAAUAUGAACUUGAAGCUUUUAGUCUUAUAUCUCUAUUUAUUCGAACUUCCAUACUGUUUCAUGGGUACUGAUUCUCGUCUCUCAGUCUUCUGGAUUGCUAUAGUAUUGAACGCAAAGUCGAAUAGAAAUGAACAAGUCAUAAAAAAUGCAUCAUUGUGGGAAUCCAAGCUUCUAGACGUCCUUAAUUACGAUAUCGCACUAAAAUCUAAGUCUUCAAAUUUAUCCGUAACAGAUAACUGUUCUGUUGUGGUUGACCGACUUGAUUUCGACAUUUACAACUCAUACCUGAAACUCUUCUUCUAUGUGUGGAGAAAUAAUGUUUUUCAACCUUCACCCGUAAUUGUUCGUGAAUUGAAUCGAUUGCCGGAAGACUGGCUAGCAGUAAGCUUGGGAAUGCCAAUAGUAGAAAGACCAAAGGUUUACGAUACAGAUGCCUAUGAAAAGGUAGAUGAUUUUAUAUGGGUCAUUGGAAUAGUUACCAGCUGUUUUCUUGGAGUUUUAUUCGUCUGCUGGUUCUUCAUAUUUAUAUAUGCAUAUUUCUUGCAAGCAACUGCAAUGGUUAAAUGGCUACCGAAACCGUCGACUAAAGAUUCUAAGCAAUCACUCUACCGACAAGAAAAGCCGCAAGUAGUUUUUCACCAGAAAGAAUUAAUCGAGAAAAUGGAUUCACAAAUCCAAACUGACAUUUCACAAUCUUCAGAGUUUAUAACAAGUGAAAUCUCCUCUACUCAGAAUCAACCACCGAGUCAAUCGGUGGUGGAUGCGAAAUUACCAGGUCGACUUUCUCCUGUUUCGGAAACAAAUUUAGAAGAGUCUCUGAAAGAUGCAGUUCAUGAUGUAAGUGAUUCCAUUGUCCCCCUGUCUGCGACUCAAAGUCUUUUGCCAAGUGAUCAACAUGUCACUUCGAAUGAAAAGUCUCAUGAAGACAACAAAAAGAAGGAACCAAAGGAAGAUCCGAUCGUAGGAAAUGAAGACGAUUUAUUACAGGAAAAUGAGGGUAACAGCAGUACACAGGCUUUUGGAUCUUUUGAAAAUGUUACACCUUUGAUUAUGUCCAUUCAACCACGUCCAGAGGCAAUACGACUAGCGAAUAUCUUAAAUACUCAGAACAUAGUAUCCAGGAGUUGAAAUAUUCUUUCACGCUCACCUGUGUCGAUAUGAUAUACAUAUACAAAAUUUAUACAAUACAAUGAAGCUGUCUGUAUAUUUUGUCUUCAGACUGAAAGGCAUUGUAGUUGCGCUAGUUAAACAGUAUGAACCAUACACUUUUAUUUUC